UCGUAGCUGCUCGCGCGGCGGCAGCCUGCGGCGGCGGCGGUGGCGGCAUCGAACCGUGUAUCUCUCCCCUUCAGUAUGAAGCCGACGACCGUGGCAGCUGCAGCUGCUGCACCUGCCGCACCGUCCACCGCAUCCUCGCCGAGGACGCGCGACGCACGCCGCUGGCGCAGCGAGUCCUGAUCCGUGCUCGUCCGCUCUCCUGGGUGCGUCGCCCGGCCGACGAGUCCUCAUCGCCGAGGAGGAUCCCUCCGCGGGAUCCUCGCGGGACUCAACGCGUGCGGAUCGAUCGGUCGGCCGGCCGUGAACGGCCGGAAGGGGAAUCGCGAUCCUCUUUCCGCGUCUCUUCCUCUCUUGUUCUCUCUUCAUUCGUUCUCCGUCGUCGUCAGUGCCGAGAUUCGUCGACGUGCACGUGCCUGCACGCGCAGGUGGACAGAGGGACGCGUGUGCCCGUUGCACCGCCGGCGGCUCGCCGCGUGUGAAGAAACUGUGGCUGCGCGCGCGCGCGCCGGCGAGAGAAAGAGACGGAGGAACUAAAAGUGAAAACCUGUUCGACGCGUCAAUUGUCUCCCGCCGGUGAUAACCUUGAUAAUUAGGCGAGGGGCCACACUCGGAUAGAGCGACGCUCGCCGCCGCGGCAAGAUCUCGUGAUGCCACCGCCGUAUCACCGACUUCGUUAGCGGCGGGCCCUCGCAAUGGCCUCGAUCUUGGGAGAUGGAACAGGCCCAGGUGGCCCCGGGCCCUCCAGAUGCCUCUUGCUGCUGCAGAGGUCCUUGGCGAUUCAGUUGACCAGGGGCCCGCCACCUCAUAUCACGAAUACCGGCCAACGGGAGAGUCCGAAGGAGCAUCCGGCCGAUGAGAUGUGGAUGUACGAUAAGGGUUACAAUCUGUUUCAGAGCUUCUUGGAAGCGAAUUCCAAGUGCUGGUGGAACGCGGCUCUGGUGGACGCGACUCGGCAGCUCAGGUACAAGGGCCACGUGUCACCGGGCGUGCUGAUGGUUAGCGGACCGCCCUGCGCCCUCGAGGUCUUGAGGGCGGCAUGGGCGCGAAACGUUUUACGACCACCCGCCGACCACUCGAUCACCUGUCUCGGCGAUAUAGAGGACUGCCUGGUGGCUCCGGUUUCCCAAGGCCAGUUCACGCCGCUGCCAGAAGCCCUGUGCUGGGCCAUUUUGGAGCUCACCUCGCAGAGGCAGGCGGCGACCUUGGACACCCUGAGAUCAGCCCUCAGGAACGCCUUCCCGGCCAUGCAGAGACCGAGCCGCGAGCUCGUUUACGACGCGCUGGCGAAGCUCAUGCAAGAACGAAAGAUCUAUCACACGUCUCAGGGCUACUUUGUCGUAACGCCCGAGACCAAAAGGCUCAGGCGCGACUCCGGUAGCUCGAGGCGGUGUUCCAGGGACGUGAAUGGGUCCAGGGGUCAGGGCAGCAUGCUGAUGAGUAACGACGAAGCGGUGGCUCUCGUGCACGGCGAGAUGCUCACUCUGAGAGACGGCGAUGUUACGCAUCAGGCUGUACAGACGAACCUGGCGGACGUUAUUUGCGGAGGAAAUCCCAACGACAAGGUCCUGUUCGCUAGGUGUCGGUCGAUGCCGGGCCGUCUCGAGAGGCGACACUCUCUGCGCCUCUGGGGAUCGGCCAGGCGCUUGCACAGAAGCGGAAGUUCGCGGUCUCUGCCACGAAGACCCGAAAGGAGCGACACGUCGUCCAGCGCGGAGUACGCCAGCACGGACAGCGCGCCUCACAGUCCAACUAGCUUUUCUGGGAUUUUUUCAGAGAAGAUAGGCCUGCUCUCCAGGCUCUUUCGGCGAAGCACACGGAGGAAGGGCGCACCGUUAAUGGGCACUUUCAGUGCUCAGUAUCCCCCCACCGAAUGGUUUAAUCCGCGCGUCGUGCAUUUGCAUAGCGUUGCCACGCAAACAAGGGCCGCCAGUCCUUCGAUGAUGGAGGGUUUAGACCAGUCGCAGGCCAGUUUCCAAGUGUGGGACGACUCGAGUUCCGUGCGAUCGGCCACUCUGCCGAGGCGACAUCGGCGUCAAGCCAGCGGUGAUUCCUCGAGCUUGUUGGCCAACUCGACGCCGAGGAGCUCCCGGAGGCAUCGGUCGCCCUGUUCCACCCUGCCGAGGUCCAAGUGCUCCAGCCUGAGCAGAUGUACAUCCAGAGCCUCCGUUCUGCCGCCCAGCACCACUAACCAGGAGACGUAUCAAGCGCGCAAUCAGGUACAAAACGACAAGAACUCGACGAACUCGUCGCCUAGCAGAAGUGGCGGCAGUUCGGGCUCGGUUAGAACGAUGAACGCGAGCCCGGCCAAGGCGACGACGUUAGGCAGGCCCAGCACGCGGCAGUCCAACUCCAGAAGGCCGAGUCACGAUUUCAGCAACAGCGGCGUAAAGUCGGCCAACGGCUCUCCUCAGCAUAAAGUAUUGCAAAAGACUUCAUCGGGUCACUCGACGCACUCCAGCGGCAAAUCCAUAUCCAGCAGCAAAUUGACUUGUUCGCCGCUGAAAACGGCGACGCUGUCGACAAAGUCGUCGCCGCUCAAAGUCGUCCAGCAAGGUUCGUUGACUCCUCUGCAAGAAGCGCAGAACUCGAUAACUCUUCAGGUGUCCACGAAUCUAAGUCCGGUGAGCCCGUCGCAGGAGCAGCGUGCGAUACAGAAUAGCGUAACGCUGGCCUCUAACACGACCAGCACCACGACCAUUUCCGGUUCGCCCGGCACGAAGAUCUACGUUCAGCAGAACAAUUCGCCGAUGAGAUCCGUCAUUACUUUCGAGAACGGCACGGUGAAGACGAAGAUCGCGGAGAAAGACGUGAUUGACUGCAAAGAGAAGCAGGAGAGGGAAAUGGGCGAGAAGACCUACAAGACUCGAGUGGAUGACGAGAAGCUCUUCAAGUCUAAAUUAGACGAGGAGAAGCUGAAGAACAAACCGGUCAAGGUCGAACGGCCGUCGUCACUCUACGCCCCGAAAGAGCCGAAAGCCGGCCUGCUGCUGUCCGAGUCCGACAAGGAGAACAAACCGAAGGUCGAGGAGGAAGUGCCUAACAAGCUGAAGCUGACGAACCGCCUGAAUAAUAGCCAGGUUCACCUGAUCGACGGCUCUACCACCAACAACGUCGACAAGAACGCCCUAGCGCACGAACACUCGGCCGCCGCGCUGUCCACCACGAAGAACACCAACGACGCGAUGAAUAACUCCCGCAAGCUCAGCCUGUCCUUGUCCAAGGACGCGCUCAGCUACCGCAAUCUGCUGCAUCCCGGCUCGAAGAACAACAUCGCGUCUAACCCGCCGUCUCCCACGAAGUCGUACGACGGCUUUGGCGGCUCCUUCAACGACGUCUACAUCGAGAAUCUGGAGACGGCGAAGCAACAGCGAGCACCGCAGGGUUCCGAGCCUAAUCUGGAGAAAACUGUCAGCCGAGCCGACCUGCACUCUUACCCGAGCCUCAGCGACAUGCAGGUGCAAUUCACCAGCUUGGCGGCGCAGAAGAUUCUCAAGGGCUGCCCGAUCAACAGCGUGGACACCUUGGUGGAGGUGAACAUGGCGGCCGCCGACAAGCCGAACAACUGCGACGUCACGGUUCAUACGGACUUCGGCCUCGUUUAAAUCGUAUCUCCUCGUAAACAUUCCGUCGAUCGUGUAUCAUCCAUCCGGGGCUCAAGGACCUCUCGUAACUCCCUCCUCCCCCUCACCCCCGGGCAUAUUGCGUCCAUGGAAAACAGCGUGCCUCGAGGCGAAAUAGUAUCGAAGUAGCGUCGUUAACGCCUUGCUUCUUAUACGUCAAGCUCGGGGAAUAGGGGAGCUAUUUUUCUGUCCUCUUUCUCUUUCUUUUAUAAGAAGGCCACGGCUUGCGUAAGAAUGUUAGACGGAGCACGCAGUUAACAGUUACCAGUGACCUGUCUCGCCUAUGUACAUCUCUCUCCUGUGUCUUUAACAAGCGUACGUGUUCCCGAACAAUCACUUUACCAAUUUCGCUUGUGUAAUUAGGGCGAACACGGUCGUAAGAAAGAUCGCGUAUGCGAAGGAACAACCGUGCGACCUAAGUUUAAACUUGCUUGCCUUACCAAAAUUGCCUUAUUGAGAUAACCCUCUGCCAAAACAAAAAAGGAUAUCCUAGCCCGAGAUAUUUUAUAUAUUUCUAAAUUCUAAAUUCUACUCAACUACUCAAUCAACUACUCGCUCAACUAAUCGAUUACUCGAGAGAUAUGGAUAACGAUUUGUACACUAAAAUAAUUGGAGAACUAAAAGGUUGUUUUUUGGUUGCGAAGGCAAGCGGUUGACACCGUCCUGCAGCAUUUUGCAGUUUCAAAGAUACCGCGAAGAUAAAUUUUCAGGAUCGCCUUUCCGGCCGCCCCUUUUGCGAUUUCGAGAUCCACGAGACAUUCCCGAUGCAAAAUUUAUCGUCAUUUGUCGUCGGCUCGCAAUUUCGUACUCGGAACCAUCUCAUAUGAAUCCAAAGGCCGCGUGUUAUCGUAGUAAUGUAACGUCGGCGGUUUUACAUCGCUUUACCGAGCUAAAGCGAUUUGUCAAAGCUUCGUCUCGCGUGCAACGCUACACGCGACCCGUGGAUGACAGAGGAUAAAUGAAGGAAGGGUUGGAAAUUUUGCCGAGUUAAAACACUGCCAUUUUCACGCGCACGAUCGUCGUUUUCAUUUUCAAGAAUUUCUUUUCACUUACGCGUCAUUGUGCUAAUGAAAACAUACGCCGGAUUUUCAAGUCUUUUUAGCAAAGUAAGGUCAAGUGGUACAGCGAAAUUUUGUAGCGAGACAUAUGUAGGGAUUCUUAUGAAACGCGACAGCGAUAAUUCCUCGAACAAUAAUAUCGCAAUAAUAAAACAGGGAAUAAUGCCUUUCAACGUCGACGCAUUAUUAGUCUCGUAUCAAGGUGAGCUGACGACAUGUGACUUACCGAUCUUUUCUUUUCUUUGCGGGCUCAAAACGACUGACUCGCAUGAUUCGAUCGCUUUACGUUCGUAAAAAAAAAAAAAAA
Molecule: messenger RNA, 4985 nt
Organism: Dinoponera quadriceps
Lineage: Eukaryota; Metazoa; Arthropoda; Insecta; Hymenoptera; Formicidae
Gene: knockout
Product: storkhead-box protein 2
Exons: 8
Coding region: 693-3602 (969 amino acids)
Biological process (GO): positive regulation of transcription by RNA polymerase II
Cellular component (GO): cytoplasm; nucleus
Molecular function (GO): DNA-binding transcription activator activity, RNA polymerase II-specific; RNA polymerase II transcription regulatory region sequence-specific DNA binding
Source: RefSeq, a predicted model, not a curated record